CUGCUUAUGGCGACGCGGAGGAUGAGAGACUGAAAAGAUCAAGAGGUGACACUCAAGAUCAGGCGGAGAAAGAGUACAAAAACGCAGUUUUGCAUAGAAGUCCGUGAUAACUGCGAUCAAAAAACAAUUGCAUCACGUGCUUUCUGAUUGUCUUUUGCAAUAAAACUGCUUUGUAGUGCGUGCCGUCUUCUGUUAAGUCCACACAACUAAAGAGCGCUGAAGGAGUGCAAUAAACUGAACCUGUGCAGCUUUAUUCUUCGAGAAAGGCAGAAGGCAGUGUGAAGCAUGGCAAGCCAGGCGUUUUCCCCAGAGGCUGCUUUCCCUCAUGGGAGGCGGAGGGAGAAAUGGGACCCCAGGCUUCUUUCAAGGGCAAGGACUUAAUGGCGAAAAAAAGAGAAUGUCUCCAGGCCUACAGCUGGUGGAGAACACCACAGAAGAAGCGGAAGAAAAAGAACAAAAUAAAACCAGGAAGAAUAGAGUUUGUCCCUAGUAGUACUAAUUCAGCCAGACCAGAUUAUUCGAUAUUUGUUGGGGAGCUUACUCCAGAAGUGGAUGAUUUCCAGCUCUAUGACUAUUUCCUAAAGAGGUACCCGUCAUGUAUUGACUGCAAAAUAGCAACAGACCUGCUGGGAUAUUCCAGAGGGUAUGCCUUUGUCAGAUUUGGUGAGCAAGGUGAUCAGAUGAGGGCACUGCAAGACUGCCAGAAUGCACCAGGUCUGGGGGGAAAACGAAUCCGGCUGAGCAUAGGAAUUUCUAAAAGACUGAAAGCAGAAUUCCAGCGGUACCAGUCGUACAACUAUAAUGAUUAUUACCAAGAUUAUCAGAACUACUACUCGCAGUGGGGUUAUGAUCCUUACGCUGACUACAACUACAGCUCCUAUGCUCCCUAUGAUAGCAUGCAAGCUGUUGGAGACUGCUCUUUAGGAGAUGCUGUUAUGGCUCCAGCUGUUUUUGAGGAAACUUCAGUUAUGACUGAAAUCAAUGAUGACCUAAUAACUGAAGAUCCACAACUUUACUUGGAUGUUGAUGAGAUGAACAGACAAUUUAUGGAGACAAGUGAAGAACUCUACGAUUCCCUCAUGAAUUGUCACUGGCAACCUCUGGAUACGGUCACUUCUGACAUCCCCCCUGCUAUUUAAGUGUCUUAUAUAGCAUGACCGUUAUGACCAAGGGAUGCUCUUGGACCAACAGCUUCUUUCUAGCGCUACCUCAAAGUAACUUGCAGAUAUAACUCACAGGGAAGAUUGAUCAAAUGGUGAUGAUCCCUAUCAUUCUGCUGGAUAUAUUUGCCUUUUGUUUUGUCUCAUUUUUCAUAACAUUUAUUUAACUUCAGUGACUCAUGUCAAUAGACAUUGUUUGACUACAUCGACAAGUAUUUGAGUCAUGAGUGUCAUUAAAGGCAUGUCACCAUAUGGAAAUUGUUCUAAGUAAGUAAAAUGGAAGUAAAAUAAGUAAAUAAAGCAGCACUUGAAUUUACA
This is a messenger RNA of Gavia stellata (red-throated loon), 1478 nucleotides long. Its product is annotated as tRNA selenocysteine 1-associated protein 1. The record is from RefSeq and is a predicted model, not a curated record. The transcript is spliced from 11 exons. Bases 345 to 1139 code for a protein of 264 amino acids. Lineage: Eukaryota; Metazoa; Chordata; Aves; Gaviiformes; Gaviidae. Gene Ontology annotation, molecular function: RNA binding.